Molecule: messenger RNA, 14471 nt
Organism: Porites lobata
Lineage: Eukaryota; Metazoa; Cnidaria; Anthozoa; Scleractinia; Poritidae
Source: the annotation of a GenBank genome assembly
GGGACAUGUAUCAUUUCCAACUUGCUUGAGUGAUGGCGGCGGCUUUGCACACAUGGAGAACUUGGUUCUGGGACGCUGACUUUUGGCUUCCCGUAAACUCUUCUUGGCAGAACGUUGAGGAAUCAAAGAAUCUAAGCUGGGGUCGAAACGGAGAGUUGUAUUUAACCUUUCCCGUGGCUAUAGUGUUGAUUAUUUUACGUUUUCUCUUCGAAAAGUAAGUGGAGUUGAUCUGUUCUAUCGUAGUAUUGUAACCGUACACGGCUUUAUGACCUUUUGGCUACAUAUGAGGAGAUUUUUGAAGUACAGUUGGUUAUUUACGCUAAACGACUUUUUCUUUUUGAAGAAUCAAGAAAGCAAAAAAAUCAUCGUUUUGAUUGAAUCGUCCGUAUUAGUAAAAGCAAGCAAGCCCGGACAAAUUUUUUUUCUUAUAUCCCACAAGCGAUCCAAAGGGUAAGCUUAUUCACGUUUCCGGAGUCCUUGCCUGUCAAGAGCUUUGGGGGACCGAAGGGUAGCGUCGUUAUCAUCAACCAAACUUCUUACAACGUUUAAGACUGGAAAAUCUUCAAGGGGAUUUUCUUAUCAUGGGCAUAGAUAUUUUGUGACGCUCUAGUAGUUUUAUAUCGCGACUUUAUUUAUUUAUGUGCUGUCAAAACUUCAGAAAAUGAAACCAUUGACCGCAACUUGUCACAGUAAAACCAAGCAAUAAUCACACGUUACGCAAAUCUUUAUGAAAGGUACUUAAAUUAAGUUAUAUCUUCUAAAUUUAGGGUAGUUUGGGGAAUCCAUAAAGGCUUAAAAUGCGUGAAACCAUAAUUUUUUUUUGGUAAAAGGUGUGACCUGUAGCCGAGAAUUUAAAACGUAGAAAAUUUACAUGUCUGGAUAUCGGAAAUACAAUAAAAUCCAUUUUUGACCAAACACCUGCUCAUUCAUAUUUUUGUUACCUUCAGAAAAGUGGUUUAAAAUCGACUGAAGUUCAGACUUGAAAAUUUGCAUUUAUGACCUCUUUUAAAUGGUUUUACAGUUACAUAUGUCCUUUGUUUAUUUUUCUGAUUAUAAUCAGUGCCCAACAUUUGCUUGAUGCACCUGUUCAUAAAGUGCUUUCACCUGUAAAAUAAAAAAAAAACAUUGAUGCACUCCAGGUGAUUAUCACAUAGCCUAGAGUCAAGUGAAGAACAACAACCUUCUAUUAUAAGCUCAGAGUGAAAAUAGUCUCCCUAAACUUUAGUCUGAAAUGUCAUGUCUCCACACAUCAACCCCCCUUCCCCCUAGCAGGGUGCUGUAGCUACCCCAGGGCUCAAAGUUAGCGACUAACUGGUCGCAUAUGCGACUGGAUUUUUGGUUGUGCACCUAAAAAUUCAUGUGUAAUCGCACCUGUGCGCCCUAAAACCCAAAGCACUUCCGACUAUACUUACGAACUCGAACUAGAAACACGGUGUAUGUUUAAUUGGUCUUUUCUCCCAAUGGAUUCUACGAACUCGAAUGUUCUUUUUCGUUUCGAUGUUUUAUGUCAUCCCAGACUCUUCUGUUUUGUAAUAAACACCGCUGAUACAUGCAAAUAUAUGCUACGAACGAAACACGUACUUUUUGCGCAACGGACGAUCAUGUCGAAUGUUCAGUUUUAACGUCAAUCAAAACAAAAACAGUGCGGCUCAAGAGCCUUUUUUCCAAGUAGGAAAGUUUUUUAAGUCGUAUUCCAGUUACAUGUAAGUCAUUGCGCAUUUAACAAAUGCAUUAAAGAUUAAUUCUGAUUCUCGUUCGACACACUCGUUGUUGUCAGUUUUGAUUUGUUUUUUGAAGUGUAAGUUUUCUUUAGUCACAACUGUACUGUCAAAAAGAGAAAUUAGUAUUAGAUAUCACAACGGCAUUACUGCGUAGCAAAUCGGCUGUGUUUUAUCAAUCACAGGACUGAAGUAAAAGUAACAAACUGAAGAUGACAAAUAAACGUGGCACUGUUAAGCUUCUUACUUUUUCUUUUGAAAUAGAUGCUCCCAACAUUAUAAGCUGUGCUCCUAAACUUUUCAGCUGUGCGCCUAAAAUUUCGGCAGUGCGCCUAAAAAUUUACAUCUGGUAGCACAAGUGCUCCCAAACUCAAAUUUAAACUUUGAGCCCUGUACCCCCCCCCCCCACCCCAUCCCAUCCCUUCAGAGAAACUACCUCCCAAUUCACAGUGUCUUUUGGAAUUUAUUAGCCAACAUGAUCACUUAUAGACUGUGAAGUUGGCAACAAUUUAUUUUAGAAAGUAAUGAAAAGCUAAGAUAAUCUACCUCUUGCAGCUAGAGAUCACAUAACCCUUCUCAUGCCAAAAUUGUAUCAUACAACCCUGAAAAUUCCAGAGAUACAAAGAUCAGCAACAAAAUAUAGUGGGUCUGCAAAUUUUUAGGUUUAUGAUAUAACAGUCACCCCCAUUGGUCUUGAAGCCAGUAUUUGUGACCUUCUUUGGGAAAACGUACACUAACGAUAUUUCGUUAAAUGGUUAGACCGUUAGCUGUCCAUUGGUUAUCCGUUAGAUGAUUCAAUGAAAAUCGUUAGAGACGUUAGGCAAUUCGUUAGCAACUAAUCCGUAUCCGUUAGAACGUUAGUUGUAUCCGUUAGAGGUGUUAGUCAAUUCGUUAGCAACUCAUGCAUAUCUGUUAGAGCAUUAGUUGUAUCCGUUAGAGCGUUAGUCCAGGAAACAAAAGUGUUAACUGACGAUUCUAUUGCUUUGCUGAUCAAGCAAAGAUCAGCAAAGGUUACAUUUACUUGCCAUAAAAACAAAUUGCACAAAAUUUGUUAUCUGGAUGGGUUUAUAUGGUACGGAUUAAUUUAUUGACCUUAAACUUAAAAGUAAUUCUAACAUUUGAUAUAAAUGCGAUGGAGCAUAUUUUAAACCUUGGUGGUGAAGAUAGGAGAAUGCUGCUUUAUUCAGUCAGUGAUGCUGGCAACUCAGGAAAAAGAAAUCCAUGUUCUCCCAAUAGGAUAUAAGGCCAGCUAUGUCUUUUUGGUUUUAGUCUAGAUAAUGUUGCUGGGUACAGGAGUCCUGUGGGAACUAAGGCCAUUAAAGUAUUUUCUUGUGAUAAACAUCCUUCAUACUGCUACAGGACUAGAAUUGCAUUUAAUUUUGCCUUUGAGAAAUAUUUUUUUUGUGGGAAAUGUAAAAACUGAGAAAGCCUUUGGCUUCUUUUCUUUUUAGCAGGGCUUUUUUAUUUUUCCUAUCACCUGUUGCUGUGACAGGUUGUUGAUUUGUUACAAUACCCAAUGUUUGUAAAUUUCUUAGUUUGUUUUGUUAUGAUAUUCAAUGUUUGUAAAAAUUGUCUUGAAAAUAUAUCCAAGUCAUGUCAUUAUAAGUCACUGAAUUGCUUUUUAGUUUAUCACUUCUAUAAUUGUUAUUAUUAAUUUUAGAAUUCACAAAUUGAACUCAUUUUUGAUGGUCUAUUUUUUAAUGAGAUACUUGCUUUUUUACAGUUCCAGGGUGUGUCCUCUAGUCUUGACCCAAGGACCCUAGACUUUUGGUUUUUAAGAGCUUUGCUUUGUAAUAUGAGGCUUGCAAUGGAAAAUUACCAUUCAUGUAAAACCCUAUUUAUUAAAGCUUGGUAAUUAACUCAAACUCACCACUUUAAAUACUCAGUGAUUUCAAUUUCAGUGCAAGGCUUUGUUCAAUCAGCACCUGGUGGCCCUUGGUGGCUAACAUUUGCUUCCGGGCAUUAUAGAAAAUCUUCCUCUUUCUAGCAGAAAUCAUAUGUUGGACACCCUGGAUUUCACAGGUUCAGAGCUCUGGGCUACUUUCAGUUUCUCUUUGGAGCACAGCCUUGCAGUGUUGCUCAGUGUCAAGAAAAUGUUUUCUCAACAGCUUAAUUUUCCUCAAAAAUGAAGUGUAUGUUUCCCCUUGGAAGUUGGAGUUAGCAAGGUUAUACCGUUUUGUUAUCUUGAUGUGAUCUUUACCUUACCCGUUAGGUUUAUUGCUACCCCAUUUGCACGAUAUCUUGGAGUACAAGACAAACCCUCAGUGUUUGUUCCAAAUACAUUCUGUGAGAAGGUUUACCAGACUAUUAGUAAAUCACCCAAUGCUGAAAGAAUUGAAGGAUUAUCAAAACAGCUCGGCUGGUCAACACGUGAGGUCAAAAGAUGGUUCAAAAAUCGCCGUCAGCAAUCAAAACCGUCUCUUAUGAGGAAAGCUACAGAGAGCAGGUAGGGAAAAACUGGCUUAACUAUUUAAGCUCUAUCACCAACAUAUAAAUUCUCCAGACUAAUCUCUGUACAUUGCCUAUGAAAACAAGUUGGGAGAAUUUGAUAAAAGAUCAAUGCAUUUCCCCUUUUGUGAUCAUUUAACCAAUUUUCACAGCCUUUUGCCUUGAUUAUGUACUGAUAUUGUUUGGAGAAAAUUUAUGUUGGUCAGGCUUGGGAGUUAAAGGGUUUUAAUUGGCUUUUUGUUAAUCAGAUUUGACUAAGAAUCCUGUUCCUUUUUCCCUUUUUAUGUUUUUAAUAAAUAGAGAUAACUUAUUACCACAUCCACACCUCAGCACUCUCUGCUCGACUCAUAAACAAUGUUUUGAACAGUUUUGCCUUGUUUUGGCCAGAUGGUUAUAAGAGAGAAUGGCUUGACUAGCUUCAGUCACCUUUUUAUACAAAAUGUCAAGGGCAAAUUAAUUAGCCAAGCAGAGCUACUUCAAUAAAAGAGUGUCAGCUUCAGGUCCUAAGAGUUUGUGGGGUACAGUCUAAGUCUGGUCCACAAGGGUUUCAGUAAGAAACGAUGGCCAAUGACCGAUGAAAAGCGUCGGCUACUUUGCCCACAGAGGUCAGCUACUUUUUCCUAGAAAGAAGAAGAAACUAGUUUGAAUAAUGUUGUAAGCGAGAAAUAUAUCAUAAAAUCAGAAUGAAAACGUAAUUAUGUGUUUUCAUAAAGGCCUACUGGUUUUACAUGAUGCCUUAGUCGUGUGAACGCUAUAUUUCAGUCAUUUUUUCACAAGUUUCUUUAUAGGUUUAUGCAGAAUUUGUUUACAUGCAAAAGUAUGUAAUUUAGCUUUCAUCCUUUGUUCAUUGCUUGCAGGAAUUGAUUGUGUGAUUGAUAAAUUGAAUGCUAAAUUUUCUUGAAUGAAACUCAUGCUCUUUUGUCCUCAUUUUAGAACUUUGAAGUUACAAAAUUUCCUGGGGCAGAAUGUGCUUAGCCUCCCCAGCCCCCUAGAAAAAGGGGACUAACGGCCCCUUGUGUUGAUACAGUCAGUUACUCUAUUCAAACCUGCUGGCUGGUUCAAUUUUUAUGGAAACCCCUGGGUCCACAAUAGCCCUGGCUGCUAAGCAAGCAAUGACCUAUGGGCAUGAUUGUUUUUUAAUUCCUUGUUUUAGUGCAGUUGUCUUCCCCUCCUCUCUUCCUCUCUUUCUCACUGCUAAGUAGGUGUGACGAGUGUCUGGAUGCCCUGUGCAGGGCACAUUGUGUGAGUUACAGGAAUGCCAAGUAUGUGAGCAAUGCAUUGUUAACAUUUACAUCUUUUGUUCUAUAUUGUAGUUGGAGAUUUGUCUUCUAUUUGGCAACAUCUAUUUAUGGACUUGUCAUAUUGUUUAAGGUAGCCCAUUGUUCUGUAAUGGGGUAUAUUUGGGAAGUAGUAAGAAAUGCAUUCCUCAGAAGACCAAACGCUGGCCUGUUUGUUGGCUUCAACAGGUUGCUUAAGCAGUGGCAAAAUAUUAUUUUGGAGUGUUCAGGGAAGGGAAGCCUUUUUUAUUCUUAUUGAAGUAGAUAGUGUUAGAAAAAUGUAUGAAAUGUUGUUGAGGUCAACGCGGCUCACCUAAUUUUGUGGAUCAUUGCAGCUAUGCUUCUUACAACCUUGGCUGAAACUCAUUUUAGGCUUAUAGAAUGGUUAAUUCAAGGCUUUGCGAGACUGUGAGACCCCGGUUUCAACAUUUGAGACUGAGACUUGAAAAAGUUGGGGACUCCAAGACGCAACAUCACCCGAAAAUGAGACAUUAUGACCCAUCACAAAUGUUCCUGAGAUUUCCGGCCAAAAUUUUUCCAAGACCCAGGUUUUUCCAGUAGCCACUCUAUACCCCUCAUUUUGCAGCCUGAGUUAGUUAGGUGUUGAGAUAAUGUAACACAUAAUGUAACACCAACUUUCUGGAAAUCCGUUUGAAAGAACAUUUUGCCCGUGGAGUGUGUUUUUCAUUCUUAGCAAGGUGACAUUAAUGUUUUUGAAGUUACAGGUUUAAACAUCCUUUUGUUUUACCACUUUGUUUAGGAGCCUUGGCUCUGGGAUCUGAGACACUGCUUCUUUGGUCAUGGCAAGCAUGUAGGUCCCAUGUUGCCUUGUAUUUACAUUACUACUAACUAGUAUACAUACUUCAUUCUUACUUAAAUGACAGGAGAAUCAAAAGUGGUAUAGUAGUUGAGGCUCACUAACCUACCCCCACCCAGCAGCCCACAUUCAAAUCAGAGGCUGAUCUAGGGGGAGGGUGCAGGGGGUGUGCAAUUCCCCCCUCCCCCUCCCCCUCCCCCUUGAGAUGACCUGCAGCUUUUAUAAUACAACUGGUAUUCUGCAAAAUAUGCAGAUAUGUAUGAUGUGUAUUCUCAGCAGUUCACAUUAUGUUAUUACCCAAUUCAAAAGCCUUCUUCGUUGUCGCGUUUAAAAGUUCUUUAUGUCACCAAUCAGUUUCACCAUUCCUUAAUGGUGCAUCCCCUCUUAAGAAAAAUCCUGGAUCUGCCCCCACAAAUUCCAAUUUUUUGGGGUUCUUAUUCUUCUUAUUCUAUAUGUCUUCUCCAACUGGUUAACACUCUAGUUUUCCCUUAUUAUUAAAACCAAGAUUUUUUUAAAUUCCAAGUUGAUAAGAAAUGGUCAAAAAAUUAAAAAUAAACAUGUGACUGUGCUUCCUCUAAAUCAUUAUUUAUUUAUUUAUUAUAUCAUGACAAUGGUUAUUGUUUUUUGUCUCUUUUCAGUCCCUCACGGAUGAAAUAUAUUACUACUACUUGUUUGAGACAGGGUUCUACGUGUCUUUAAUUAUAUCCUUGUUUGUUGAUGUUAAAAGAAAGGUUAGUAUGAAUCAUGUUUUCUUGCAUCUGCUAAGGAAUUUUGUCAUGUUUUGAAAGCUCUCUUGUCAUUUAAAAAUAGUUGGUAACAGGGCUAAGCACUUAGAGAACUCUGGUUUAGGUUAUAGUUUUUGCUUUCUCCAAUAAUUUUUGCUAAAGAUUGUGAUGAACUCCUAAUGUAUGAAUCACAAAAGAAGUUAACUUUAAAAAACUGUUCAAUGGCAAAAUUUAAGUGGCAUUAAAGUAGAGAUAAGAGGAUAAUUUUGACAAAAUGAUCCAGUAUUGUCAAUGAUGUUGUGAGCUUAAUAACUAAUUCUUGCUACUACUUUUUUUUAUUUUGCAGGAUUUUUGGCAAAUGGUUGUUCACCAUAUAGUUACGGUCCUGUUAUUAAUCUUCUCCUACUAUAGUGGUUUCUUCCGCAUUGGAUCUAUUAUCGUUUUGCUACAUGACUUGGCAGAUAUCUUUCUUGAGGUGGGUUUCAGCUGGCUGUCACCAGCCAAAUAGGGAUUGAUUGUAUUUCUGGAUGGAAAGUAGGCUUUAUUACCAAUUGCUAUUCGGGGCACUUUGCGGGGGAUCAACGACUGUCCCCAGUAGGGUGAUGGAAAUUGAGCCAAAUGGAGGUAGCAUGCCCACUUGGGACUCAUACUGCUGGGUUUACAAUCCAGGUUAGCACUAACCCAGGGUUAAAUUUUAACCCGGGCCUCUUUUUCUUUUCUUCAAAAGCAUUUUCUCAGAUUUUCUCUAUUCCAUUUAGAUUAGGUAAUCAUCAAAUCGUAGACAAAAUGAAUUAAACUGAAUCUGCAUUUAAGCUUUCAUAUCUGAAUUCAAAUUUUGUACUAACCCUGGGUUAGGUUAACCUGGCUUUGAACAACUCAACCCGGCAGGGUACCCUGGUUUGAGCCAUGACCUCACCACCAGGCAGGCUUUUAGCCAGACAUUGGACACUGGCCGUCCAGAAGGCGGGCAUGUUUUCCCAUAGAAUUAUAAGAGAUUAAGUGAAUUUUCCUUGUAUUUCUUCCAAACGUGGGCGUCUAAAGUACUGCUGGACUCCCUUCUGGCUAAAACCUUGCCACCAGAUGGAUUUGUUUUAUUUCUUAUCAUUGCCAUUAUUAAAUAUAGUCCCUCAAUUUCCUAUUUUCAUGUAAAAAGAGAGGCCACUGGGACAGGUGGUGGCUCAAUAUAGGGCUCAUGGUAUGUUUUGUUACAUGUACUUUAACAGUUGGAUCACUGAAUAGGCCAUUUGCACCGAGAGGUCAUAUGACAUCGUUUUUAUGAAAAUGAAAGUUAUAUGAUUUUUUCUUCCAAAAAUGAUUAAUGGGUCAUAUCUUAAACAAAAUAAUAGUGAUUUGGUUUGUCAAACCUGCAUUAUUUUCUUAAAAUGGCUAAGUUCGUAGCUGAUCAUGUGACCAGAAGGUGUUUUUUAAAACUACGAAUUACCUCUUUCUGAACUCAAAUUUUACACUUUAACUUGAAGGAAAUUGUUGACAAGAUGAUGUGGGAACGUUAAUAGCACAUCUGAGCGUAACUAUCAAACGUUUAACAAGAUAUAAGUCAAAAGUAGUUUUGGCUGCCAUGUUGGAGUGCAAGAGUAUGCCCAUCCAACAUGGCGGCCAAUACAAAUCAUACUACUUUGUUGAAAAAUCAAAGUGCCAUAAAAUAUCUCCCUUGAAUGCGUUUCCUCCCAAAUUUCGGGUGUAAGGUAAUUUUUAUGUGCUUGGUCAAUUUUUGGCGUCAACAAGAUUCCAACUCAUGGUUUAAAAGAAGCGUGGGUCACGUGACCUCUUAGUGCAAGAGGCCUAUUGAUGGGGCUUGGGUGUCUGGCACAUCCUUUGUUUUUACUACAGGGCCAGGAUGCCUUUUUCAAGUCCCCAACAUUUUCAGUAAUAGUUGUUAUAGCAUGGGUCUGAUAUGUGAUAUAGACAUGUGACAUACAGUGUAUGCACUGCAGUCCAAUGUUGAGGGUAGCUUUGACAACCCUGUGAGGGUGACCACUAGUGUGGCAUUAAUUCACACUGAAAUAUAGCAAAAUCCACUAGCCUCAGGCUAUUGGAGCCGACUGACUUUCUUUGCACUCUGCCCAUUCUAAACCAUCAUCCAAACACCCUUUGAGUUUAAUUACUGGUACCCUAACUUGCAUUCGGCCAAGUUUAAUCAUGUCUUUUUUUUUUGCAGUCAGCAAAGGUGUUUAACUAUGCUAAGUGGGAGGCAACCUGCAACAUAGCAUUUAUUUUGUUUGCUCUGAUAUUUAAUUCAUCAAGACUGGUUUAUUAUCCAUUUUGGUAAGUAAAAAGGUGAUCUGCUUUGAUGCAGUUCUCACAUUCAGUCAAGGAGCCUUAGAAACAAAUUUAUACGGUGUAAUCACUCGCAAAAUUGAUGUAACCUUUAUAACAGUGUGUUUGCAUCAAACCAUUUGAUUUUGAUAUUGUGCAAAUGAAAAUGGGCCAUUCUACCUGACAUUUUAGUAAUGAUGUUCUUUAAAUUUUUACAGCUAUGCCCUCAUAGAUUCCAGUAGUGAAUUUAUCAAUAUUUAUAAUCAAGUUCAGAUAUAACACGCACUCUGAUUGGUUGCAAACGUGAUGCCAUCUGCCAAUAGUUUGUUUUGAAAAUUAGAAAGUACUAUGUGGGGAAUUAAACCGAUGCUUUAUAAUAAUACAAAGAAAGAAGUCUUGACUGUGCUAGUCACUUCCUGCGUGCUUUACAACAGAACAGAGCACUGUCAAGGCAUCUUAAUUUGUUAAUUAUAAAUUGAACCUUUAGUCAUAACAUUGUAGCCAUAAAGGCUGGUUUUCACUAGCGACGGAGUCGGAGUCGUAAGCGGAGUCGUAAGAGCGCUUAUGACCUGGUGAAAAUCAAAAAUCGGAGUUAUAAGCGGAGUCAUAAGCGCGACGGAAUCAGAGUCAGAAGAAUCAGAACGUUUCCAUUUUCUUCCGACUCCGCUUCCGACUCCGUCACUUACGUUCCACUUAUGAUCUAGUGAAAAAUAGAUUGUCGGAGUCGGAAGCAGAAGUGGAAGGAUAAGCCAAUCAAAAUGCACGUUCCCACCCUUUGUGAUUGGUUUGGUUCUUCUGCUCCUGCUUCCGACUCCGACAAUCUGGUUUUCACUAGAUCAUAAGUGGAACGUAAGCGACGGAGUGGUAAGCGGAAUCGGAACGCUGUUUUCACCAGAUCAUAAGCUCGACGCUUCUGAUUACGACUCAGACUCCGACUCCGUCGCUAGUGAAAACCAGCCUUAAGAUUUGUUUCUGUAUUGCUGCUUGUGUUAUGAAAGUGAAAACUGAAUAUGGAUUGAAUCUUUUUAUGUGGGGUGGAGAAAGCAGAGCUUAGGACAGCACCUGGAUGAGCCAUUUCCAAGUUCCAAAAUCUUGUACUUUCAAAACGACAUUAAGUGCAAAACCUUUUUUUGUGAAAAUAAGUUUCAUUUCCAUUAGAAUAAGAAGCCAUUUUCAUAUCAGUGGCUUUGCAGUCAGCCUAGCUUUGAAACAGAGUCUUUGGGUACCUUGGAAAAAUGACUUAUUUACUUGUUUUUGGUGUUUUUUCUUGUUGAUGCAGGGUACUGCAUACUGUGUACUACUCUCCAAGUUAUUGUGGUCCAUUUAAAGCUUGGCCUUAUUUCAUGGGACUUCUCCUAUGUUUGCAGGUAAUUAAUUGAAAUUUAAAUCCCAUGCAGGGAAUAAACAGUGUGUGCUGCCAUUAUGUGGUCACGUUGUGAGAACUAAAAUUGGAUGUCUAAAUAUGGAACUGAAAAUGUUGGUCAGGGCAUAAAUCAGCCAAUCAUGGCUCAGGCUGCAUCCUGUAAACUGCCGAUGAUUAGCGCCCCCCCCCCUUUACCUGUAAACAAAAAAUACACCCAAUUAUGAGCCCUCUCCCCCCAGAUAUAUAUCCCCUCUAGUUUAUAUUGAUUUAUUAUAUGACAUUUUAAAGCUUAAUUACUAGUACGGAGUGCGGGCAACAGCAAACGAAGGUCAAAACACUUUUGCUCCAUUGCUGUGCUUUGCAUAAGUUUUACUAGCGAUGGAUAGUAAAAACACGCGUGAUCAGAUUAUGAGUGAUAGAAGGUCCAAACCCGCAUGAUCAAAUUGCAUUCUGUGCGUUGCAUUCAUUCUUACUGGAAGUCCAAAUGAAUGCUGGCUACAUACAUGCCACACAUGCAUAAUAACAACCUGCAGAUUAGGAUUGCGGGCUCCUCUUGUUGCCUGCAAAAAACCCCAGUAAAUUCAAGCUUUUAAUCAGCUUUGCUAUAGCUUGUUUCAAAACGCUUUUUCUAUUCCGGUUAUAACACCCCUCUGAUACAGCCCCUGCGUUUAUAGUCCCUCCUAAAACCUUUCGAAGAUGUAUAAGCCCAAGACAGUUUACAGAAUGUGACCGGAUAUUUUUCUUGUUGCAUGGGAUGUCUGCUAUGAUAAUUGGAGGCUGCGGCAGCUGUUGGUUGAAAAAUGAGAAUUCAGAGUUUGCAUUUCAUUGAAAGUUCAUUAAAUUUCAGCAUGGAACCUUUUACUCCUAAAUUCUAAUUUUUUUAUAUAUUAUAAUUGCAGUCUUAUCCCUUAACUUUAUUUUCAACACAAUUUCAGUUACUGUUGCAGUAAAAUUUUAUAGUUCCCAUGCCAGCACUUCCUUUUACAGUAAAGUUCUUACUUAUUGUUCUUAAAAAAAUUGGUGGUUGGUAAUGCUCUUAUCAUUAUUAUUUCAGGUUCUUCACAUGUAUUGGUCUUACAAGAUUGCCGAGAUGGCCUUGUCUUUUUUUAGAAAAGGAACGGUGAGUUGAGCUCUUCGGUAGAGCAGACAUACUGUAUGUACUCCCUGAAAAAUGUGUCAUUUCUAAGGAAUAAGUGUAUGAGGCUAUGGAACAGGGCUAUGGUGAGGUGCACUCACUUAUAAGUAAAAAUCUUUCAACCAGAAAGAUGUCAUUAAAUGACUGUUACAUCAUUAACGUGGGACAAGAAAAAAUAGUCUUGAGUCUCUGCAAAAAGAUUUGAAUCAAUGAUCCCCCCAAACACCAGGCAUGCACUCCAACCACUGCACUGUAAGAAGGCUUGAAGGGAGUAAGGCCAUCUAGUAGUUUUGUAUGUGCCACGGUCCCUGUGUAAUGCUAGGAUCAGCAGUCUAGUGGGGAGGGGGGGAGGGGGCACUGAACAAAUUUUUAUCCGGCAAAGCUGCGCCAUGAUCGAGGUCCAACUCCUUACCCUUUUAUAUACCAUCUUUGACAGAAAAGGUUUCCCCUUUUACAUGUAAACCAAGUUUACAACUUUGCAUCCCUUUUAACCCUUUCAGCCCUAAGAGUGAUCAGCAUCAAAUUUCUCUUUGUAAUAUCAAUGCUUUGUAAAACAGAAUGGUCAUGAGAAUUACAGACCUGAUCACACAUGAUGAAUUUGCUUGAUGUAUUAUCAACUUCUCACCACUACUUCUGUAGGAAGUGAAUAGGGACAACAAAUGAGAAUUCAAAUUUUGAUCUUAGGGUUUAAAGGGUUAACUACUGUAAAUGCACUGUCUUUGAAAUUUGAAAAAAUCACAAACCACGUUUUUUUCUCUCUUUUUCACAGCGGUAAAUUUUUACUAUUCGCCCCUUUAGGUUGUUUUACAGAUCAUGGAAAUAACAUAUUUUCUAACCCUUUUAAAUACUUCAACUAGUGAAAUCUCUACCCUUUCAUAUUCCUGAGGUCCUGAAAAAGAUACCCCUUUAUGGGUGGAGCCUCCCUGUAUAGGCGGGCCAUUAUGGGGAACACCACCCCUGCCCCCACCCCCGCAAGGUCAGCAAUGUUGAAGGCGUAUUGUUUGGUGAAAAAUAAAGAAAGGAGGCCAAUAUUUUGGUAAUACAUGCGGUAGUUUGUAUUUGACAUUCUUCCCAUACACAAGUGAGCUUAAACCUUGCAACCUUAUGAUCAUGAUUCUGUUUGUUAAAUUUGUGACAUAUUUGUUUGUCUGCAAGGUUGAGGGAGAUGUACGCAGUGAUGAAGAAUCAGGACCAGAAGAAGAGAAAGCAGAAAUUAACAAAGUAGAUGGCGUUUUGGACAAUAAGAAAAAGCUGCAGUGAAGAACAGUGAGCAGUCCAGUGAUUUUAAAAGAGAGGGCUCUGUAUUACAUCAGCAUAAAUCUCUUAUUCUUUCUUAGGUCAGAUGCAAAUGGAAGUGUCUUGACAUUUGACAAAGUUCAAAUGUGUUUCUUGUAUUUUCUCAAGAAAAGGACUUUGUAGUCUGUCUAAAAUUUACCCUUUGGGUUUUUUAUUUUGUUAAGCCCAAGUUAUUAAAUCUAAAAGAAAAAUAACUACAAAUUUUGUUUUGAAAAUAUUGAAAAAAUGAAGAGAACAAUUUUUUUCUUGUUGGGUAGUGCAGCUCAGGGUGCAGAGAAAGUCAGUUUUUUAGCUUGCCCUUUGGGCAGGUACUGGCCCAAGAAUCAUCUUAACCAGUGGAAAAAUGUUUUUGAUAUGCAGGAUCUAUGAUUAAUUUAUUAUUAUUUAUUAAUAUUUUAUUAAUUACACUGGUAGUUUUUUGAUUACUCUCUUCAUCAAUUCAUUGUAAUUAGAAUUUAAUAUCGUAAUUUCACUUUGUCAGAUCAGCUUGAAAAACAGCUUUCCAUCCAAAGGAAUUUAUUGGGAAUUUAGACAUUAUAGUCUUAAAAUAGUACUUCUGUAAUUUUAAAUUCCCCCCAAAACACUCCCUCUGGCCCACUGGGUGAUAAGUUAAGAACAUAACUUUCUUUGCAUACUGCAGCUCUAUGAACAUUGCCAAAGUACUGCUAAUUGGCUCCCUUUAUGGUUCUAUGUAGGCAUUGUCAUUUUCACAAAUGCAAAACUUUGAAAGACCUUUUAAAGCUUGGUAAAUAACCCCUUCACUCCCAGUUGCCCAACAGUAGCCAGUGGAAAACAAUUCACAAAAAUUCCAAAUUUCACUUUGUUAAAAUACAUGGAAACAAAUAGUGUCAUGCAGUAGUUCUGCCCAAGAGGUCUCAUCUGUGUCUAUAUGCAGAGAGCACUUGACCCUUUAAGCCCCAAGAUCCACAUACAAAUUCUCCCGACUGAUCUCUAUACAUUUCUUUUAAGAAUAGUUGAGAGAAUUUGGUUUAAGAUCAAAGCGUUGUCCCUUUUGGUAAUCAAUUAAGUAAUUCUCAUAACCUUUACCCUUGAUGAUCUGCUGAUGUUGUUAGGAGAAAAUUGAUGUUGGUCAGUCUUGUGAUCUCAAGGCUUUUUACUAUGAUAACACUCUAUCUACGCAAAAGUACCUUUAUAGACCACAUGCUUACCCUCGGGAAUUCUUAUUCCUGUGAGAAGUUAUAACAUCUUUGGUAAAAUAAGACUCGGUAUACAUUUGUAUAUGUUCCUAGUGAUAUUAUUGAAAUGGAAACAUUAUUUCCCACAUGGUGACUAACAUUUGGCUGACACGUGAAAAAAGAAAAUAUGUCAGCACUUUGUUGAUGAGGUUACAGUUUUAAGUCAUCUUGGUUAGAGAUUCGUUUUUGCUGUUCGCUACUUAAAAAGUUAUUCUUUCUUAC